This is a messenger RNA of Mytilus californianus (California mussel), 2237 nucleotides long. RefSeq names its product syntenin-1-like. Gene Ontology annotation, cellular component: plasma membrane; cytoplasm. Lineage: Eukaryota; Metazoa; Mollusca; Bivalvia; Mytilida; Mytilidae. The coding region runs from base 184 to 1104 and encodes 306 amino acids. The transcript is spliced from 8 exons. The record is from RefSeq and is a predicted model, not a curated record. Gene Ontology annotation, molecular function: protein binding.
UAGAAGUGAAAGUCAAGGGCACAUGACAAAUGACGUCAUCUAAUCAGGAGACAUUGAGAAAGGGAUAAUAGUCAUAAUACACAAAAGACACAUAAAUACGCAUCUACCAUUCAUUCCAGAAGAAAUAUUGUCAAGAGGAAAAUCAAGUUAUAUCCGAUUACAGAUCUACUUAAGUAAAACAAGAUGUCUCGUUUAUACCCAACUUUAGAAGAUAUGAAGGUUGACCAGAUGCAGCAGGCUCAGCAUCAGUAUGAGUCAGCUGCAAGUCAACCAAUCACAUACCCACAACAAGGGGCACCAGCUUCCUACCCACAACAAGGAACAGCAGCUCCCUACCCACAGCAGAGUGGUUCAUCUCUAUAUCCAUCACUGGGAGAAUACAUGGGAUUAAAUCUCACGCCACAGUUUGUUGAACAAAACAUGCCAGUGGUAGCACAUAAUAUGCAGAUAGCUACUACACCAAGUCCUAGUCAGUCUAUGAUUGCUCCAAUAACUGGACAAGGAAACAAAGGUUUAGUGAGAGCUGAAAUCAAAGGAGGUGUUAAGGAACUAGUAGCAUGCAAGGAUAGUGAAGGCAAAAUAGGUCUAAGAUUACGUCAUAUUAACAGUGGUUUGUUUGUUGCUCUUGUACAAAAUAAUUUGCCAGCAGCUUUAGCAGGAUUAAGGUUUGGGGACCAGAUUUUACAGAUCAAUGGACAGAAUGUAGCUGGGUGGAAUACAGAUAAAGCACAUGAAUUCCUGAAAAAAGCAAAUCCUGACAGAAUUACAUUUGCUAUAAGAGACAGACCAUUUGAAAGAACAAUAACAAUGCAAAAAGACAGUGCAGGGUACAUUGGUUUUGUAUUUAAAGAUGGAAAAAUUAAAUCCAUUGUCAAAGACUCUUCAGCAGCAAGAAAUGGUGUGUUAACAGACCAUCAUCUGAUUGAAGUUGGAGGCCAGAAUGUUGUUGGUUUAAAGGAUGACAAAAUCUCAGAAAUCAUCGAUGCUGGUGGUAGAACUAUCACAAUAACACUUAUGCCAUCAUUCUUAUAUGAACAUAUAGUUAAAUGCAUGGGUAACAGCAUUGUGAAGAAAUUGAUGGAUCACAGCAUUCCAGAUGUGUAAAUAACAUGUAAAACAUAGACGUAGACCAAUAUGUAUAGAGCAUGGCCUGUUAUUAAUAUGUCUUUAUAUUAAAAACAGUCUUAUUAUGAGGUAGUUGUGGACCCAAAGGCUAACAAAAUUCUGUGAUAGAAAUCAAAAUUAAACCUAAAGAAAUCCACAAAACUCUGUUAAAUCUAUUCUGUUGUCAGUAGGGAAUUUUAUGUUUGUGAUUACUUUUUCACUAGUCUGACUUGUACUUUAUAAGGUCAUUGCAAAACAGGGAAUCUGUGAAAUAUAAAUGUUUCUUUUAACUUUAAAACAUUAUUUCCCUCCAAACAAAUGUUUAUUUUGUAAUUUCCUGUAUAUUAGUAUAUUUAUACUUUUAAAAUUGAAUUUUAUAGAAAAAUAUAUAAAAGCAUGAUUUUCAAACAAAAUGUGAUAAAAAUAUUGUCACAUUAUUAAUUUGAUUGCAAUUAGUGUUGUUGUCUUCAUUUUUACCUCUCUUUCUAUUUUAUGGCUAUGGGAGCACAAAUUGUUUGCAGCAAAGUAGUUGGAAUAUUUUUGACAACUUUUAAUUUACUUCUGCAUGAAAACCAUGAUUAAAAAUAAUGUAAAAACUACCAUGUAAUUUAUUAUCCAGCUGUAAAUCAUGUGUUUAAUGAAUGUAAUUAUUUUGAUGUUAUCCUAAUGUCACUUGAACAGUUAGGUGUUAUAUAGUAUUGUAGAUAUGUGUGUGUUAAUUGUUCAUUCUGCAUUGUUCUAAAAACAAAAUUUCACCAAAAUAGUUUUGUGUAACAUAUUGUGAAAAAAAAAUAAUUUCAUGGUAACUGCAUCAAUCAUUUUCAGUAAAUAUUUUGUUAUUCUCAUUUAAUAAGUCUGUACCAUUUUGAUAAAUUACAACACAUCAGUAUAUUUUAGUUUAAAAACCUUUGGAAAAGAAAACAUUUAUAUAUGUCUUUAAAUGUAAUCUAGCAUAAAAUUAUAUUUUAGUUUGCUAGGUGUAUGAAGCACUGUUUGCAGUCAAAUGUUUUUUUUUAUAUCUUUGCAGAAAACACAAGUGUUCUUUUUUUAAACUCUUGAUAUAAUUCGCUGAAAUGGUGGUAUAAUAUUUUGUUAAUUCUUUGUUAUUUAAUAUUAAAUAUUUCAAUACAAGA